This is a messenger RNA of Scophthalmus maximus (turbot), 6679 nucleotides long. RefSeq names its product fibrosin (gene fbrs). The record is from RefSeq and is a predicted model, not a curated record. NCBI's taxonomy places the organism in Eukaryota, Metazoa, Chordata, Actinopteri, Pleuronectiformes, Scophthalmidae. The transcript has 18 exons. Bases 1324 to 5214 code for a protein of 1296 amino acids.
CAUGAAGAAGGAGCUGCCCGGCCCGACGGGGGCUUGGCCGACACCCUCGUUUAUGGAAAUCGACACCGAGGCUUUGAUAUUUGGGCCUUGAUCUUUUUUUUUCCCCUUUAUGACGGAGGUGGAAGGGGGAGACGAGCUGCGCGUGAAGAAGCGAAAUAUUAUGACUAUGUCUUAUUUGGUCGCGUAGAAAAGAUUCCGUUUCCACCCUGCGUCCUUUAAAAAAUAAAUAAAUACAAGAGACUGUUGUUUAGCUGGCUAACUAGCCGGAGUGCUAACGUUACGUCUUUCUUUUGAUGUGAUGCGAAUUCAACCAUCACUAACGGCCAUUAACGUUUCGACAGCGAGAAACAUUUUUUUAUUCCCGCGGCGGUUGGACGUUAGUUAGCUUCACGCCGCGACGUCCGGCUUGUCACGUUAUUCAGACACGUUCUAAGAAUAUCAUUUUAUUCUUACGUUGCGGGCGGAAUAUAUCGUAAUGUGUCGAGUUAGCCGUGCGAGCAUAAGCUAAUUGGCUGGAAUCAACACGGAGCUAGCAAGCUAGCUAGCUAGCGACCUAGCUACCUGGCUAGCUAGUAGCAUUAACUAGUCAAAAGUCAACCAGACAGCUGAUGUUACUCGUCCAGCUGGGAGUCAUUCGAGGAAGGAAAAACACUCGCCCAUUUCAAAACAGUUCACGUUAACGGGACGUCAUGUCACGGCAGCCGUCGUGUUAAAUUGUGGGUUGUCCGGGUUUAGUGGCCUCGCUACCGCAGCUAAACGCAUCCGUUUGGCUAAUUCAUUUUGUCAGCGUGUGCAGAAACACACAGGCGACACUCCGGUGGUAUCGAGCGAUGCCAGCGUUGGCGUUGAUUUCACUGUGAAAUACAUCGGCCAGCGAUUUGUCCCACUUCGCCAGCAGCACCGUUGGACGUGUCCUUUUUGUUUUGUUGUUUACAUGCGUGUAACUUGUGCGGUUGUCGGCUGAUUUUCUAGCUAGCUAGCCUGCUAGCUAACGUUAGCCUACCCCGAGACACAAGCAGCCAUGUCCUGACAUUUGGGUCCAUGUCUGUGUGUGGGUUUUUCUCGGGCGAUUUAAAAAUUCCCACGUGGAUCUAAGUUUCAUUGAGAUGACACUAAAGUUUCGCCGGAAGAAAGGCACCGAUGCCCACGGACUGUUGUCGAAGGACGGUAAAUAAUAGCCCCUGGUUUCGUUAACGCCAUUUUAGCGGAGGCUCCCUUGCGAGGGCCUGUGUGCGGGUGGUGGGUGCGUUUCCACCGGACCGGGACUUGGAUCAAAGUGCCUUUGGUGUCACCGGAGUCGAGAGCAGCAGGCGCCGCGUGAACAUGGAGGGGCCGAGCCGCAGCGCCGGAUUCCGGCAGAGCCGCCGCUCCCGCUCGCAGCGCGACCGGGAGCGGCGGCGGCGGAGGGUGGACCUCGCCGAGCAGCGGGCCACGUCCCUGUCCUCGGGCUCCGACCGGGAGGCGUGCGGGGCGAACGGCGCGCUGGGGCCCGGCGGCAGAGAGUGCCGGCCCGGCUUCGGGAGACACAGGCCUCCGCGCCGGAGGAAGAGGGAGUCGGUGUCCUGCGAGGAGGACAUCAUCGACGGCUUUGCCAUCGCGAGCUUCAUCAGCCUGGAGGCACUGGAGAUGGACUGCUCACUGAAGCCCAGUCAGCGCUCUGACAUGCUGGGAAGGAGGAACAAGGGGAAGAGGGGGCCCGAGGAGAACGGUGGUGGGCCGCUUUCAGAGCCGGAGGAGGGAGCCCCACACAGCUACCCCAACAGCUGCUGGAACAAGAGCCGAAACAAGAGGAGAAAGAUCGAGGGGCACCCUUUGGAGACUGGUUACAUUUGUGACACAGAGAGUGAUACAGGAGACAAGGCUUCUGACAAUGACAUGGAUCCCGUAUUCACAGUCAGCACCAGAAAAGUUGCGGAACCUGCCCCCUCAAACAUGGGCACGUCCGUGGGCAAAAGCUGCCCUCCCCUACCGGCCCGUUGCGGCGGCGUCUCGCGGUUGAUGGUGACCCCGCGGGUGUCCGGCCUGGAGCGCAGUCAGGAGAAAAACCUGGAGCCGCAUUUCCCCGAGCCCGUGUCCUCUUCUACCUCUUCCGCCUCCUCCCGCCUGCCUUCCCACUCUCCGGUCACGGCCUCGGGUGCCGUGCCUCGGCCCGGCCCGCUCAACGGGAACGGGGGCCGCCACAACUGUAGCCCGCCACUCUCCAAACCCAAACCCUUCCACACUUUGCCAGGACGAUCUCACUCCAUCUACAACAUCAACAACAGGAUCAACACCCCUGUCAAACCUCCGUCAUCUGCGUCGUCGGUUGCGUCUUCCUCGUCCUCCAUGCGCCCCCCGACUCCCUCCACCAGCGUGUCGCUGCCCUACAUCAGGGGCUCAGUAUCCUCGGGGCCCCUCCGACCCCCGUCCCGAGCCAGCUCCGGGGCCCUGUACACGUCCUCACCCGGCCUGCCUCCGCCUCCACCUCUGCUCCAAGGUCCUGCCCACUCAGCAGCAGCAGAGCGCGAGGGCAGACGCAGCGUCCCAGGGGCUGAAAACAACAACACGGCAGCCGGCCGCUCCACUCCUGGGGGCCCGUCAGCUUCGAGCUCCGCACCGGGUUCGUCGGGCCGGACGUCCCAGAACCAGGCGAGCAUCCCGCCCAUGGCCUUCCAGUUCCAUCAGCACAACCACCAGCACCAACACACGCACACGCACCAACACUUCACGCCCUUCCUGCACCCCACCGCUACCGCACCACCGCUGUUUGAUAAGUAUCCAGGCAAAAUGGACGGUCUGUACCGACAUCCUUUCUUCCCACAGUACCCGCCUCCCUCAGUGCCGAGUAUCCAACCUGUGAUUCCUCCCACCGGGCCUUUCAGCUCCUUGCAAGGAGCGUUUCAGCCAAAGCCUCUUGUCCCUCAGGGAACGGGUCCCGACAUAUCCGCACGACUUGGGGUUGUGCCUCACCACCUGCAGCCCAAAGACCCCAGGGUGAGGACGCUAACUGAUCCAUUUGGGACACCGUUGAAAGUCAGUAAUAAACCAGGAAAGUGGUGUGCUAUGCAUGUUUAUGUGGCCUGGAUGAUUCUAAGCCAUCAGAAAAAAGUAAAGCUGAUGCAGGCUGAUCCUCACAAGUUGGACUUCCGUAGCGACCUGCUGGCCCGUCUUCCCGGAGCAGGAGGAAUGGGACCGCUCGGGCCCAUGGGAGGAGCCCUCCCUCCCACUCACGACAUGACCAGACCCCCCAGUCUGUUCUCAGCUGCAGGUUUAUGUGCAGUCAAUCCGUCCUCCGCUCCCUUCAUGUCUCCUUCAGGGCCUCACUCCUCUUUCCUCACACCAACUGCACACUUGGAUCCGUAUGGCCGUUCUCCACCUUUCACCCCGCUGGGAGCCCUGGGUUCUGGUGCCUUCGGAGGACUUGGCAGCCCGACUCUGGCGGGCUCCAUGUUUGGCCCUAAAGACUCCCCAGCCGGCCUGUCCAACCCAAACCAUCACGACGCGUGGAACCGUCUGCACGGCGGCCCAUCUGGGUUCCCCGUUGGCCCCGGCUGGGCCAAAGUGAUGGACAAGAGGGACGAGAGGGACCGGGUGAAGGACGGAGAGAGGAGAGACAUCCCCCACAUCAAGGAUGAGAAGGACAGAGACAACAUGCUGUAUGGCCGACAACCUGUGAGAAUGUCUCCGGUCGGCCCCUCCUUCAAGCCCCGCAGUAGCACCCCGGUCUCCCACAUCAAUGGCCACAGCAGUGGCCUGGGCGGGGGCGGUGGGCCUAUCGAGGAGCUGACGCGCAGCUUAAACAGAGACCGAGAGCGCGAGAGGGACAGAGAUGGGGACAAGAGGCCACUGCCAACGCUGUCCUCACGGGCACCGCCUCUUGCUUCUUCGUCUUUAGUAGCAGACCGGGACAGACCGCGGUCCUCCUCGUCCUCCGUGCUCACCACUCCCCCGCCCUCUGGCCGCUCGGCCCCGUCUCCUAUGGACCUCUACCCCCGCACAUUGGCCUCAACAGCACACACCCUCCACGGCGAACCUUCACACUCCCAAAGAGACGGUAACCUCCCCACUUCCUCCGCAGCUUCUGCCUCCGUCACGUCGUUGUCUCAGGCCAGGAAGUCUGAUCGGACCACGACGCCCGUCUCCAAACCUCCCAUGCUUCUCCCGCCGGUUAAAGUCAAAGAGGAGCGGAAGGAGGAGCCGGAGCACAUCCCCAUCUCCCUGCCUCCCCCUGCACCCAACCACGGCUUCGACCGGCCCAACAGCCAUCCACACCACCACAGUUCUGGUACCCCUUCCUCCUCCUCUAUGUCACUGACCCCCACUCCUGGUGUUUCCCUUCCGCAACACACUCAGAACCCUCCUCCCCACCAACACCUUUCCCUGCUGGACCGCUCAAGAGCCAUCGAGGCUUAUCUGGGAAACACAGCGGGAGCUCACGGGUUGAUAAUGGGUCCAGGAGAGCGUUUCCAUCACGGUCCACCCCAGGGGCCACCACAGGGCCCACACAGCUUCACCUGGGACCCCUGGAGGGAGCUGGCAGCUCAGCAGCAACAUCAGCAUCGUAGGGAGGCAUUGGCACUUAGGUCGGACCCACAUCUGGCCCUGCGAUCGGAUCCGCAUCUGGCCCGGCUGCUGCAGCAUCAGCGCCUUCUGGAGGCAGAGAGGGCUGCAGCUGUCGCAGCCGCAGCAGCAGCCGCCGCCCCUCACCACCCUCCAACUUCUACCUCUGCUUCCACCUCCGGUGUCCGACAGGAGUUCGGCUUAAUGGCACAUCACUUUGACCGCCAACAUCACCUGGGACCGCCGGGAGGAGGGUUGAUGGACGAGGAGCAGCGUGCCCAGAUCCUGAGGGAAGACUUUGAGCGGGCUCGCUACUUCGGGAUGCAUCCACACCUCUCUGCUGGUUCUCACCUCUCAAGUCCCUCUCAUGCUGCUGCAGCUCACCUGGAGCAGCUCCACCCCGGCCUUCUUUCCCACUCACUUCCCCCCGGAGCCGCCGCCGCUGCUGCCGCACAGCACCACCACCACCACGCAGGCCUCUACUCCCGCCUGGGCCAGAUGAACCCGCACCACAUGUCCAACGGCCUCAUGGGGAAAAGCCCGGCAGGCUUGGUGGGGGUGCCGCCUCCGCUCAUUCCGUCCAUCACCAGCCGGUCGUCCACACCUCCCCGCAGACCUCUCGGGCCGGGCGAGCUGGCACUGUACAGCGCCCACAAAGACGCAGAGUCCAGAUAGUACAGGGACAACACUGGAGGAGAUUCAGGAACAUGUCAGGAUCACUGUGCUGCUCUCAACCUGCCCCCCCUUUCCCCUCUUGCAGACUACUACAACCCUGCCCUCCCCAGUUACACAACCACACCAGCUCCAGUCGCCCCACAAGAAAAAAAAGGGGGGGGGGGACGGGGACCGUGACUGGCUGGAGGUGACGGUAGGGAGGGAAAUGCAAGACUUGUCAGUGUGACUUGGAAUAUGCCCAAAUUGUUCUAUCAGUGCAAUUCAAAGGUACAUGGUUUCUGUGCAUCCUUGGUGUAAUUUUUUAUUUUAAUUUUAUACUGGUCGUCGGUUAUUACAGUACUCACUUUUGAAAGCUGUAGAAGAGGCAGAGGACGGUCAUGUGAAUCACAAUCCAUGCUUCUGAGCAGACGCCCCCCUUUUCCAGUUGGAUUUGGAAAAUAACUUCCAGAAGGACGCACAACUUUGAGAACAAGUCAAGGGCUCGUCCUCAGCUUCACUCACCCUCCUCCACGUGAAUCAUGCCCGGUGAGGGUGUUUUAGAACUACAGUGGGGAAGUGGUGCUUUAUGUUUCUGUCUGUCUUUUUUUGUCGUUGUGGAAAAAGACGGAUUAUCAAUGAGACCAUUUAAUGAAUAUCAGUAAGCGUUGUACCUCAGUUUACUGCUCCCCCCCUCCCAAAAAAAUCACACCCCAAAACCCCUCAGCUUCACUGAUAAUGAGAUUCAACCUUUUUGUUUUUGCCUUGUUUUUUUGUUUUGUUUUCAUAGGAUGAACGGGCAAAAUGAACUCAGCGUCACUGUGCGAGUGGAACACGGUGUUUUAGAGCUUCCUGUAACUGUUUCCCAGUCUCCUCUGGACUUUAUGAGCAGGACCAGAUUAUAGUAGUCUAGACAAAUUGCCUUUGUAAUUAUUAUUCUUAACAUUAAUUAUCUUCUAUAAUAAUAAAUAUAUUCACUGUUAUGUUAUUUGUCAUUGUUUCGGGUAUCAACCAGUACGCUCUCUCUCCCCCCCAGGUAGUAAUAUGUUUCAAAUCAUGCAGAAGGUAAAAGCAGAAAAAGGUUUUUAAUGCUUGUGAACUUUGAGCCUUAUUACCGACCGCAAACUCCGGCCUCUUGGAGGAAUCUCAUCUAUGACUUAAUUAUGCUCUGAGAGGGAGGUUUCGCCUGUUUGUCACUGGUUGUGUGCUAUAUCCAUUUUUGGGACUUACGGGAGCCUUGUACAUUGAACUGUCAAGUUGUUGUUCUUUCAUCAACAACAAAUAAGUUAUAUACGUGGAUAAAGUGGGACAUCUGCUGAAGAGCUGAGGAAAAAAAAAAUAUAAGGACUUGAGUCAAAAGACAAACUACACAGUGGGUAAUCCUGAGAGGGAAAAGACUGGGUCGAUUAUUUUAAUAUGACCAUUUUAUACCUUUCAAACCCCUCCCCUAGAGACCACAAAGAUUAAUUAUUAAAUGAAUUGUUGUUUA